Molecule: messenger RNA, 2518 nt
Organism: Paramecium octaurelia
Lineage: Eukaryota; Ciliophora; Oligohymenophorea; Peniculida; Parameciidae
Source: the annotation of a GenBank genome assembly
AUGCAAAGUAAUUGUAUUUUGAAGCCAAUCUAAUUGUAACCUUAGGUAAAUGUAAAUUUAGUAUGUUAGAAACCUCUUAAACCAUUGGCUGGAAUGCAACAAAAUCUAAAUGAGCAUUUGAAUAACAUCUAGAACAUAAUCCCUUAUCAAUUUGUUGAUAAAAACAGUCCUCAUAUCACUAUUUGUAAGAUAAAUGAAUAAAUUUGAGGUGGAUUAACUCCAAAGAUUACAGAGUAAUCUCUAAGAAUAGUAUGUGCGGAAUACGGAAAUGUUGUGAGAAUCUCAUUACGAGCAUACUAUAAGGAAGCUUAGGCUUAGAUAGUAGCUAAUGUUACAUACGAAAAUGUAUAGUCAGCAUAGAAUGCUUAUAUGGAACUACAGAAGAAGGUGGAAAAUGGAUUUCAUUUUCAACUUUAGUAAACUUUUGAAUUUAGUAUAGCUAUGGAGGUCCAUGUUAUCAAAACACUUCUAAAAUAGUGAAAAUAAAGUUACCAAAUCCAUAGAUAAGAGGGAUAAUUGAUAAAUUGGCUAGAUAGGUAGUUAAGGAAGGAGUGCAAUUUGAGUAGACGGUCAAGUAGAGAGAGAUAAAUAAUAAUAAAUAUGCAUUUUUAUUUUUGGUAUGUAUUUAAUGAUUAUGUUAGUAAUCUGAAGAGAAUGAAUACUAUAAAUGGAGGGUCUAUUCAUUUCAGAAUGGUGAUGAUGAGAAAUAGUGGAAGUAAGAGCCUUAUUAUUUCAAUUUAAAUGAAUGCAUUUACAUUCCACCUUCAAUAGAAGUAGAGGAGCCGCCUUCAUUUGCCAAGAAGGAAUUGGAAAAAGCUUAAAGUAAAUGCAAUGUUAUGAUUACAGUCACAACAAAAAACAAGAAAAUACAAUAUUAAGUGUUGGAGGAUUAGGAUAGAUUCGCAUUUAGUCAAAUGCUGAGGGAAUUGAAUACACAGAAGUAAUGAAAUAAAGUUCGAAAUUAGACACACUAUAGGGAAGGCGAUGGUUUUUUGUAUUGACCAUUAGGACUGUCCAGCAGAUCUGAUGUUGAUUUUAGAGGAGUCACUCUUAAAUGAUUCGACAUGGUCAAUGAAAGUAUUUAGUAUUGAUUAAUAUCAGCUUGCUCGUUUGUAUUUGAUUUCAGAUAUUUUGAAUAACUGCAAUCAGAAUUUCAAGAGCUACAUCUAGUGGUGUUUGCCAAAGAUUUACAGUAAUUUAGAUCAGUUGCUGCCUUAUAAAGAGAAAGUAAUGUGUUGUGUUUGAUAAAUAAAAGAUUUUGAAAUUGUUGUAAUGUUGGAGAGAGUAGAAUUUGUUUGACCAAAAGUACUUGAAGGGAUUAGAGCUAUCCUUUUUGAUGAAAGAACAGUCAAUCCAAAUUGAGAGCAUCUCCUCAUAGCUUUAUAAAGUCGAUGGUUAUUUUAUUGAAGGAAAAACUCGCUCAUGUUGAUGAUGAGACACUUGAUCGUAUCUGCCGAAUCAAGGGACUGUGUUCUUAGGGUCCUCGUGAUACCCUAAUCCAACGUUUAGUUCAGCAUAAGUUCUACAACCGAGCCAACCCCGAUGUCUCACUUGAACAGGUGUCCAAAUUUGUUCAAGUUUAUCGCUACAUUGUUGACAAGGUAUUUGUGAUCUAUACUAUCAUCUAAUCAAAGGAUCAAUAAACUAUAAUUUCAUCCUAGAAGUAAUCAUUUACCACAUAAAUUCAAAUGAUGCAAGAGUUUCUUAAACUGAUAUAAAAGAGGUUAAUAUUAUACAAUCCUUAGAUACAAGAACAUCAUUAACAAAGAAGGAGAGGAGAUAGACGCAGUUGAUGAAAGAAUUUAUGAGUUCAAUAAACAUAUUGAAAUCUAAAGAGCUGAGCGAAAUCUCUAUUUAAAUAUAGAUGGCAGAGAUCUUACUGAAGAAGAUAUCAGAACGAUUGAAGAUAAAAAGGUUCAAGUUGUAACCAACUAUGAACUCACCUAUCUACAACCUAAACCUCCUUUGCCUCCUGUUCCAACCGAUCCCAUUGAAGUAACACUGCCAUCUAUUUCUUAGAUUGAAGUCUAAUAAUAUAGAGAUAUUCUCUUUCAAAGUGGCUUAUAUGAUCCUUUCAAAAUAGAGGAAUUCGCUAAAUCAAAAAGGGCCUAAUUGCUCAAGGCUGAUCAAUUGAAAAAGGAGAGGGAGAAACAAUUACUACUGAAAUAGCAAUAGGAACAGAGAGAGAGGGAAAGAGAAAAAGAGAGGGAAAAAGAAAGACAAUGGGAGAGAGAUAGGGAGAAGGAGAGGGAACGAGAAAGAGAGAGAGAAAGAUAGAGACAUCAUAGUAGUUUUGUUUAUUUCUAUAGUCUCCAUAGAUCGUAUCAAUAAAAGAAGCAGUGCUAGCUCUGAAUCGGAUAAAAGGAAUUAGAAGAAAAGGUUUGAUGGAAAACAUGAUCAAAAAUAUGACUAAAAACAUGAUUCCAAAUAUUAUAAGAGGAGAUCCAGAUCAAGAAGCAAUUCAAGAAAAAAGAAGACUCAAAAUAAAAAGAGAUGAGUAAAAUAAAGUUAAGCAUAC